AUGGCCCGAGAUGACACACAGCAAUGGGACGAUGAUGAAUGUCAAUAUUCAAGUAGAGAUAGCGAUGACAGUCCAUUAUUGUCGUACAGACAUGACAGGAGUCGUAGAUACGCCCCAUAUAGCCGGGAAAUUAAGCCGGAGAGAGAAAGGCGGUGGCCGGUGACGGUCAUAGCGAAGUUCUCGCUCUUUAGUACAGCUAUGAUAUUAUUCUGUGUUUUAUUGUAUAUACCUGUUUAUAAUAAGGCCAACGACCAGAUGCCAAAAGUUGCCGUAGCAGGCUGGUCUGUACACACUAACAGGGAUACCAAAAUAUACGUCCAACCGGACAACGUCACAACCGUACACGAACCGAAAGACGUCUGUCCCAAAAACAAAACUAACAAGAAUCUCUUCCUGCUUAUAGUGGUUUGUUCGUCUACCCUCAAUUUCGAACGGCGUAUAGCUAUCCGGGAAACAUGGGGAAACAAUCGUAAUUAUCAAGAGUCAGCGAAGAUCUACCACGCGGCUCACGAGAAAUACAAACAUUACAACUACAGCUACGAUCUGUACAGCGAUACGAAUUCUACCGUAUUUGAGAGGAGAAGACGGGAUAUAACCAGUUUCAACCAGAUUCUACCGGAAUUGGCUAAAGUACUACAAGAGACCGUAACCGAGGAACUGGCUGAGAAACGCUUCGAAGACGAAAGCGAUGAGAAGAUGCUGCCAGAGUUUGAUAUGAAUAAAGAAAUCGGGGACAAUGAAAUAGAUUAUGAUUACGAAUCAAAUAUAAUGAAGAUACCGCCAAAAGGUUAUGAAGACAACGUAGAGCUAGAUAAGGUUAUAGCAAAAUUGAAACAAGUUAAUUAUGCGAAAGAAGUUUCGCCGAAUCCUACCAUUGCAGUGGAUUUUAAAGUGGUCUUCUUGUUGGGGCUGCCAUCCCACGAUAAUAGUAGUGAGGUACAGGACAGAAUAGAUGAGGAGGUGGAGAAAUAUGGUGACGUGAUACAAGAAGGGUUUAUCGAUUCUUAUAAUAAUUUGACGUUGAAAUCUAUAAUGAUGCUGAAGUGGGUUACGAAUAAUUGUAAUGACAGUGUCCGGUACAUCUUAAAAACAGAUGACGACAUGUACAUAAACGUCCCCUAUUUAGUGGACAACUUAAGGAAUCGAUCCAGAAUUCACGAUGCAACUUAUCCAAUGGAAAAGGAAUAUUUGCUGAUCGGCGAUCUUAUCUGUGGAGCUCGGCCAGUCCUCGAUUCCAAUAAUAAAUGGUACAGCCCACGCUACAUGUACGGAGGCCGGGUGUAUCCGCGCUAUUUGUCUGGCACCGGGUACGUGUUGAGUGGACAUACUGCGCAUGCGCUCUACCGAGCUGCGCUUAACACGCACUACUUCCACUUGGAGGAUAUAUACAUAACAGGCAUGUGCUCGCUACGAGCUAAUCCACGUAUAACGCCGCGCGACGACCCCGGCUUCUCGUACAACGGGAACGCAGGCGCGUGCGCAGUCCACGCACGGCUGAGCGCGCACCGAGUACCACCGCCAAACAUGAGGCGGGUUGCACGACUGCUGCUCAAUGAUAAAUAUGUUGAUAAAUGCGAACGUUUACGCCUCACCCAGAUAAAAAAACAUCAGGAAUCAAGAAUUUACGUUAUGUACAAGUACCUGAGGUUGGUCGUUGGAACCCAUUGUUAA
Molecule: messenger RNA, 1671 nt
Organism: Leptosia nina
Lineage: Eukaryota; Metazoa; Arthropoda; Insecta; Lepidoptera; Pieridae
Source: the annotation of a GenBank genome assembly